GUCAAGUUAGUGUGUAUCGCACUACCCGCGUGGUUCCUCCACGCUCCAGAUCUCCAUCCCUCCGGAUCUCCCCGCCGCGCCGCCGCCGCCUCCCGUCGCCGUUCUCCGCCUCCCUGGACGACGCCGCCGCGCAUUCUCCUCGUAGACCGCUCGCCUCCCCUCCCCUCCCCUCCACCGCCACCCGUCCCCGAUCUCCUGCGCCGUCGCGCCCAAGUCAAAUCCCCGCGUCCCCUCGCCCCCCCCCCAACUCCUGCGUCGUCGCGAGUUCGUCUCCCCGCCGGCGAGCAGCGGCUGCUUCCGCCCCUCCGAGUGUAGAUCUGGAAGCUACUUUGGGGGGGUUUGAACUGAACCCCCAUGCCCCACGCUGGGUCCGCCCCUUGGGUAUAAACCAUCCAAAAUUCAGCGGCCGGGAUCCGGGAGCGACCUGCCCCAGAGCGGGGAGAUCGCUCCUUUUCCGGUGACGAGGAGGGCGAACUCCUAUUCAGCCAUGAUGGAGGCGGACAUGGAGAACGGGAGGUUGUAUCCGGAGAGGCCCAGGACUUUCUCUACCGUCCGGAGUAAAUCGUCCUUGCCACCGAUCUUCCGUGUGUUGAUGAGGAUAAAUCCCCGUGCUUUCAUUGUUCUCCUUCUCUUGGUCUUCAGUGGUGUGCUCUACGUAGGAGCCAGUACAUCACCAAUUGUGCUCUUUGUGUUCUGCGUAUGUACUCUAAGUUUAUUCUUCUCUCUCUACCUCACAAAGUGGGUUCUUGCCAAAGAUGAAGGGCCUCCAGAAAUGUCCGAGAUAUCAGAUGCCAUAAGAGAUGGUGCUGAAGGAUUUUUUAGGACACAAUAUGGUACUAUUUCUAAAAUGGCAUGUAUCCUGGCACUUGUCAUUCUUGGCAUCUAUCUCUUUCGAACCACUACCCCACAGCAGGAGGCAUCUGGUGUUGGAAGGACAACAUCGGCAUAUAUUACGGUUGCCUCAUUUCUCCUUGGAGCUUUAUGUUCUGGAAUAGCUGGUUUUGUUGGGAUGUGGGUCUCCGUACGUGCUAAUGUUAGAGUUUCAAGUGCUGCCCGGCGGUCUGCGAGAGAAGCACUGCAGAUUGCUGUCCGUGCUGGUGGUUUCUCAGCCAUUGUGGUUGUUGGCAUGGCUGUAUUUGGUGUGGCAAUACUGUAUGCAACAUUCUAUGUUUGGCUUGAAGUAGAUUCGCCAGGUUCAAUGAAAGUUACGGAUUUGCCUCUUCUCCUUGUGGGAUAUGGUUUUGGUGCAUCUUUUGUUGCCCUUUUUGCUCAAUUGGGUGGUGGAAUAUACACCAAAGCUGCUGAUGUUGGGGCUGAUCUUGUCGGAAAGGUUGAGCAAGGAAUACCAGAAGAUGAUCCUCGUAAUCCUGCUGUCAUUGCUGACUUGGUUGGUGACAAUGUUGGAGAUUGUGCCGCACGAGGAGCUGACCUUUUUGAGAGCAUAGCAGCUGAAAUUAUCAGUGCAAUGAUACUCGGGGGAACAAUGGCCCAGCGCUGCAAAAUUGAAGAUCCCUCGGGCUUUAUAUUGUUUCCUCUUGUUGUCCAUUCAUUUGAUCUGGUGAUAUCAUCAGUUGGAAUACUCUCAAUUCGGGGAACACGUGACUCUGGAUUAAUAUCCCCUAUUGAAGAUCCGAUGGCAAUUAUGCAGAAAGGAUAUUCUAUCACUAUACUGCUUGCUGUGCUUACCUUUGGAGUGUCUACUCGUUGGCUCCUGUACACUGAACAAGCACCUUCUGCAUGGCUCAAUUUUGCCUUGUGUGGCUUGGUGGGCAUCAUCACAGCAUAUGCUUUUGUUUGGAUUUCCAAGUAUUACACAGAUUACAAGCAUGAGCCUGUCCGCCUUUUGGCUCUUUCAAGUUCCACAGGGCAUGGAACUAAUAUUAUUGCUGGAGUAAGCUUGGGAUUGGAAUCAACAGCGUUACCAGUUCUGGUGAUAAGUGUAGCCAUCAUAUCAGCAUUUUGGCUGGGGCAUACAUCUGGAUUAGUAGAUGAGUCUGGGAACCCAACUGGUGGUCUUUUUGGGACAGCUGUAGCUACAAUGGGGAUGCUCAGCACAGCAGCAUAUGUUCUCACCAUGGACAUGUUUGGUCCAAUAGCUGACAAUGCUGGUGGUAUUGUGGAGAUGAGUCAGCAGCCUGAAAGUGUUAGAGAAAUCACAGACAUUCUAGAUGCUGUGGGCAAUACAACAAAAGCUACUACAAAGGGAUUUGCUAUAGGGUCAGCAGCACUGGCCUCCUUUCUCCUUUUCAGCGCAUAUAUGGAUGAAGUAGCUGCAUUCGCACAAUUGCCAUUCAAAGAGGUUGACAUAGCAAUCCCAGAGGUUUUUGUUGGUGGCUUACUUGGCGCGAUGCUUAUAUUCCUGUUUAGUGCAUGGGCUUGUUCUGCUGUUGGCAAAACUGCACAGGAAGUUGUUAACGAGGUCAGGAGACAGUUUAUUGAGAGGCCUGGCAUUAUGGAUUACAAUGAGAAGCCCGAUUAUGGUCGAUGUGUUGCAAUUGUGGCAUCUGCUUCCUUGAGAGAGAUGAUAAGGCCAGGGGCUUUAGCCAUUAUAUCACCCAUGGCCGUUGGUAUUAUCUUCCGUAUGUUGGGCCACGCUACUGGCCAGCCUCUUCUUGGAGCCAAAGUGGUAGCCGCUAUGCUUAUGUUUGCCACUGUUGCCGGUAUUCUCAUGGCACUCUUCUUGAACACUGCCGGUGGUGCCUGGGAUAAUGCUAAGAAGUACAUUGAGACUGGCGCUCUUGGUGGCAAAGGCAGCGAGUCUCACAAGGCUGCAGUUACUGGUGAUACGGUUGGAGAUCCAUUUAAAGACACGGCGGGGCCUUCGAUUCAUGUUCUUAUCAAGAUGCUCGCUACAAUCACAUUAGUCAUGGCUCCAAUAUUCUUGUGAUUAACCAUUGUGUAUCGAGCUUGUUACUAAUCCUGCGGCGAAAAUAUUCGAGGGUCCUGUAGAUGAGCUAUUUACGUGAGUGGGACGUAUUGAUUCGCUAGCUUUGUGUAGUUUGCCCCAAUUGAAGAGAGAAUCACUACUGCCCAUUUUGAUAGUGUCCAUAUUAUACUAUCACUCUUUUGGACGAAUGAUACUAAUGUUGGUAAUAUACUGGGACAGGGAUUAGGAGGGCUUUUAAAA
This is a messenger RNA of Oryza brachyantha (malo sina), 3127 nucleotides long. RefSeq names its product pyrophosphate-energized membrane proton pump 3. Lineage: Eukaryota; Viridiplantae; Streptophyta; Magnoliopsida; Poales; Poaceae. Gene Ontology annotation, molecular function: inorganic diphosphate phosphatase activity; diphosphate hydrolysis-driven proton transmembrane transporter activity. Gene Ontology annotation, biological process: proton transmembrane transport. The record is from RefSeq and is a predicted model, not a curated record. Gene Ontology annotation, cellular component: membrane. The coding region runs from base 488 to 2887 and encodes 799 amino acids. The transcript has 15 exons.